Messenger RNA from Penicillium argentinense, 831 nucleotides. RefSeq lists its product as uncharacterized. The record is from RefSeq and is a predicted model, not a curated record. Bases 1 to 831 code for a protein of 276 amino acids. Lineage: Eukaryota; Fungi; Ascomycota; Eurotiomycetes; Eurotiales; Aspergillaceae. The transcript has 3 exons.
AUGUCAGCAAGAGAAGGCUCAGACCAACACCACGCCAUCCAAAUCGAUGGCUCAGACUCAGAUAUCGACUCCGACGGCGGCAUCCCGCUAGGAGAAGACAGCGAAAUGCAACUGGAUUCUCCCGAAGGCUCACCACCCGGGGGCUCACCAGGCUCACUCCUCCAACUUGCAGGUGGGGAGAUCGAUUUCAUAGACUAUGGUGCCGAGGGCAUGGGUGAUGGUUCCGAUUUUCUCUCCACAGCACCUCAUCCUAAUACCCGUCCUGUGCAGUCUAGGGCGCAGCCUGGAGACUCUGAUCCGGUGCGUCAUCGGGCUAGAACGCGGACGAGGGAGGAGGAGCAUGCUGCGCUCUGUGUAUCGGAUGAUUGGGAGUUGAUGGUUACGCAUGCGCUGAAUUCUCGGCGGACAAUCCCCCAAACGAGACGUCGCUUUCUGGCCAAGAUGCUUGCGCCGGGUAAUCCCAGCUUGGAAGAGGAAUUGUAUGGCGGCCGGUUCGUGUUUCCCGAAACGACGCCUGGAAAGAUCCCGCCAAUGGUUGUGCCGGGUCGUAAGGGGACGAAGCAUGUUACGACAGGUCUGGGAAGUGGAUCUGCUUGGUUGAUGCCGGCGAAGUGGAAGGAGGUUGUUAGUCAUGAUGAGGGAUCAUGGUGGCCUGAGGGGAGGAUGAAGAAUGUUGGUUCUGGCGGGAGUGGGAGUGGAACUGGGACUGGGAGAAAAAGGAAGAGUUAUGUUGGGGAGAGUCGGUCUGAGCCUAGGUCGGCUUCUGGGUCUGGGGACUCGAGGGUUGUUUCGCGGGGGCAAUCGAGGACGGGAUCGAGGGGGUUUGAGUAG